Symbiodinium sp. CCMP2592 is the source of this 795-nucleotide messenger RNA. The record is from the annotation of a GenBank genome assembly. Lineage: Eukaryota; Dinophyceae; Suessiales; Symbiodiniaceae.
AUGCAAUCCGCGGCUUCCGGACUCAAAGCACUCAACACACGGCUCGAUGUCACGGCGAACAACCUCGCGAAUGUGAACACUGAAGGAUUCAAAGCGUCACGCGUGAACUUCGAGGACCUGCUCUAUAUCGAGAAGGCACAGCCUGGCACAGAGAACGCGAACGGCGAUCAGCGUCCGACUGGUCUCUAUGUCGGACUGGGUGUUCGCGAAUCGGGCACGCAACAAGACUUCUCGCAGGGACCACCGAUCCCUGGGAACAGCCCGCUCGAUAUGUACAUCGAGGGCAAGGGGUUCUUCCAGGUGCAGGUGGAGAGCGAUACAGGGCAAGGCGGCAUCGCAUAUACACGAGCAGGGAACUUUGUCCUCAACGCGGACAAUGAAGUGGUGCUCGCAAACUCUGAUGGUCGUCGUUUGCAGCCAACUGUGACGAUCUCGGCAGAUGCUGAGUCGUUCUCGGUCAGUGCCAAUGGUGAGAUUCUGGAAGUGAUCCCUGGACAGGCGCAGCCGAGCGUAGCGGGACAGGUCGAGCUCGCGAUCUUUAUCAAUGAGACUGGAUUGACGCAGAUCGGUGGGAAUCUCUGGGUUGAGUCUGCGGCAUCCGGAACACCGAUUACUGGUGAACCUGGCUCAGAGAACUUUGGUUCGAUACUGGGUGGUUCGCUUGAGGGUUCAAAUGUAGAUCCGGCGGUUGAGUUGAUUGAACUGAUCAGAACACAGCGUGCGUUUGAGAUGAACUCGCAAUCGAUCCAGGCCGCGGACGAGACACUGCAGUCGAUCUCACAGCUCCGGCGGUAA